AGGAAUUUUAAGGAGCAGGUUUUAGCUUCUUAAACACAGAAUCCCUGGGAUUCUGCCAGAAGGGAAGGCACGUGUGUGUUCACCUACCCUCCUGAGAAAAAGGAUAUGAAAGCCUCUCUGAGGAAAAGGGUGCAAGGACUAUAAAACUCAGCCUGGGACUGAUGACUUGAUACAGAGUCACUGGACUUUUGCCCUGUGGGAUUAUUCUUUAUUGCCUGAGGAGGGGUGAGAUUAUACAUGACCUGGCUGGAAUUGUGAGAAGAAGCUGACUGUCAAAGGGACAGACUGCUGUCUGGUGGGGGCAACUGAGCUGGAGUCACUGCAACACCAUGCCUGGCCAUGAGAGGAUAUGUUGGCAGCAAGCUGCAAGUUUUGGAUAGCUAAAAGCAGAAGAAGGAAGGGUCUUACUGAAUUAACUGAAAGGAACAAGAACUGAGGAAGUCAGAAGACCUCACACUUGAUUGAGUUAGUUUCAGAGAUGUGCCAAAAUGACACCACCACGACAAACUUGGUCAACUGCUCUAUUGAUGACUUCAAGCAAGCUGUUUAUCCCCCAAUAUAUCUCCCAAUAUUUGCCUUAGGUGUUUUUGGAAAUGUCAUUUCCAUAUAUGUUUUCCUGAAGCUUUACAGGAAAAAGAGUCCAGUGAAUGUUUUCAUGCUGAACUUGGCUAUUUCAGACCUCCUGUUUGUGUGGACUUUACCCUUCCGGGCCACCUACUACCUAAACAACUCUCAAUGGAUAUUUGGGGAUAUAUUUUGCAGGAUUGUGUCUUAUUCCUUGUAUGUCAAUAUGUACUGCAGCAUUUAUUUUCUAACUGUGCUGAGCAUUGUUCGUUUUGUGGCUAUUGUUCAUCCUUUCAAACAUUUGAAACUAACCACUAUCAAGUAUUCUAGAAUCAUAUGUGCGGUGAUAUGGGGUUUUGUGAUGACAGUUAGCAUUGUGCUGCUGGUCAAGGAAUGCACUAGCCCGGACUACCCACGCAGGUGCUUAGAUCUCCAAGAUGAUAGCGUACAGAAGAUGUUAGUGAUGAACUUUAUUGUCUUGGUAGUGGGUUUCUUCCUCCCAUUUUGCACAAUAAUUUGCUGCUAUGUGCUUGUGAUCAAAGCUUUGCUUAAGCCCAGGGUUCCAAAAGCGAAGAUAAGAGCUUCUCAUAAGAAGGCAGUGUCAACCAUUGUCAUCACUUUAUUCAUGUUUCUGCUUUGUUUCCUGCCAUAUCACAUACUAAGAACUGUCUACUUGCUGGACAAAUGUAAGAUCAUUAUGCUCAACUCUUGCAAGUUGCUGGCUAAAGGGACAGUCAUCACUCAUUCCCUUGCUGUAGUGAAUAGUUGCCUAGAUCCUGUACUCUACUACUUUGCUGGAGAAAACUUCAAAGAGAGACUCAAAAGUAUAUAUAAAAAGUAGAGGAUGAAGAAUCAAAUGGACAUUCCUUAUUGGGAGAAUUUUCUAGUGAUCAAACCCCAGGACUAGAGGUUGAAAGAUCAUAGGUCUUUUAAUCUAUGUCACUGACUUUCCAUGUGACCUGGGGUGAAUCACGUAACUCCGUGCCUCCAUUUCCCUAUCUGUAAAGUGGGACUAUUCAGAGGGGCUAGUAUCUCUGAACACCGUGUGAAUUUUCUUCAUAAACAGUUGUAAAGAGGUCCAAGAUCCCACCCUGAGAUCAUGCCUAUUUCUCUUCCACCUAGUAAAAACCAGCCCAAAAGAGGCUUAUGUCCUUUAAGAAGCCCUCUACUCCAGAGGACUUCAUUUACUGGUAACACAAACUGACAAAAUAGACCUUUCAUUUUGGGAAACAGACUGGGUCUCUAGUUUUGUCAUCUCUAAACUCUUGCUUUUCUCUCCCCAAAAGCACCUACAAGCCCCUUGCAUUCUGGGUCCACCUGUUUCCCAAACCUGGGAUUACUGGUCCCUCCAUCAGAGUUGCCUCUCCAUUGGCUACUCCAACCCUCAGAGCAUAGUCUCAGUGUUUUUCAAUACCCUGCUCCCUCCCUAGGUAUUACCUUUAAUUUCAGGCCUCUUUUCUUUAGUAACACCUCUUUUUUUCUUUCCCAUCCAGGGAGCAUCUUUAGACUGCUCAGGCAUCCUUUUUAUUGGGAUCAGGUGCUGCAUCACUAACUGGCCAAUAAGCCACCACUGGGAGUACGUAAUUGCUCUCAGGUGGAGUUUAGGGGGCCAUCGUAGGCCAGUUAAGCCUCGAUUCGCUUUGAAGGGCUACUUGCCCCAGGAUAAAAGGGUGUGGAGAAACUUGGAAGGAUGAUAUUAUAGAAAUGCAAAGUAUUAUUUUCAAUAACUAACACUGAGAUAGCUUAUCCAAAAAAUACAGUGGCUUUCAAAUAUGUACUAAUAUAAACAUUUCUGAAUCUUCCAUUAUUCCAGACACACUUUCUAAGAUUUUGUCUAAUGAACAUACUCUUAAAGAGCACCACAACAAACCAUUUCUUUGUGACAUUAUAUAAAGUAAUUGGACUAUUAAAACAUAAGAGCAAUAUUCACAUAGACACACACAGUGCUUUUUGAUUCUUGUUUACACAUGUCACCAUUUUAGGUGACCCCUGCAAUAUUUUUAUGCUUCACUUUGCUGGAAGUUAGUUGAAGAAUUGGCCAGUUUGUGGAAGUUGCUUACCUAAAGGUAGGCAGCUGAAUCUAUAUUUAGGAGCCCAGGGCCAGACUUUUAAACUUAUUUAAGCACAGCUAAAUGCCUAAUAGGAUUUUCAAAAGCACCCACAUGCCUAACUCUCACUUUUGAAAACCCACUAGACAUCUAUCUGCAUCCUUAAGUACCUAAAUACCUUUAAAACCUUGUUUUUUAAAUAUGAAAAAUUAGGCCUCUUAGAGAGGUUUCAAGCAGUUAUAGUGGCUAAAUAGAAAGACUUGACCACAUGAAAAACAAUAAUAGAUUCUGCUCCUUUUUGAGCAAAUAUCAGGAAUUUUCUGGGUUGAAAUUUGCCACAUUUGUCAUGAAAACAGCCUGUCAUGUUUGAAACAAUAUUGAAGAAAGGGUUUUUUUUCCCCUCUCCCCACAAUCCAUUCAAAACAGAUGAUUUCUGGCAGUGUGAAUGUUUUCCCAAUACUCUAUUCUUCACAAGAAUAAAGCAUUAUGUAAAAAAAAUUGUUAAACAAAAAUAGCUGCAAUCAGUUAAUUUCAGCUCUAUCUCAAAUGCAAGGAAAACAAAUCAAUACUUGCCAGAUGAACAAGUGUAUAUCAUUAUAAUUGGUAGAGUCAUAUUUUUCUUAAUUACUCAAUAAUCAAUCUGUUUCCAUCAUUUUAGUACACUUUUGGUAACAGUAGAGAGUUUUAUCAUAAUUCUCAAUAUACUAACUUUUUGUUUAUAGAAUAUGUAUCUCUGUAUUUUAAAUAAAUGUGUUACUCCUAGGGUAAUUCUGCGCCACUCCGCAUGUGCAGAAUUUAUGUCCCCCACAGAUUUCUUUGCUUCCCCACAGAAAAAUGACUUUCUGAUGGGGCAGCAAAGGGAAGCCACAAGAGUGGUCACGUGACCCUUCCCAGGGCGGCCAGCAGAGAGGUAAAUCACUAUGGGGCAGGUGAUGGAAGUGGGGAAGACCUGGCUGGUGGCUCCUACCCAGCUGCUAGUCCUGACUGGGAUGGGGAGGACAGGACUUCCUCU
Malaclemys terrapin pileata is the source of this 3624-nucleotide messenger RNA. It is a transcript of the gene CYSLTR2, whose product is annotated as cysteinyl leukotriene receptor 2. NCBI's taxonomy places the organism in Eukaryota, Metazoa, Chordata, Testudines, Emydidae. Gene Ontology annotation, biological process: G protein-coupled receptor signaling pathway. Gene Ontology annotation, cellular component: plasma membrane. The transcript is spliced from 3 exons. Gene Ontology annotation, molecular function: leukotriene receptor activity. The record is from RefSeq and is a predicted model, not a curated record. Bases 479 to 1405 code for a protein of 308 amino acids.